AUGGCUGAUGUUGAUACACAACUUGACCCAGAGCGUAACGACGGACCUGCGCAGUGGACGCUGUGUCCAGUGUCUUCACACCAAGUCCUCUGCUGUCCAGAUCUCGAGGAAGCGGACAAAGGAACAAUAAGCAAAAAAGAAGAAAAGGAGUUGAGAGUUAGGCCCCGAGCAAUGGCGGCCCACUGAGAUAUGGGCAACAACCUGCCUCCUGCUAAAUAUGACCUUGCACACCUUCAUCCGCCAUCCAUCGACAACACUCAUUGA
Molecule: messenger RNA, 264 nt
Organism: Nezara viridula (southern green stink bug)
Lineage: Eukaryota; Metazoa; Arthropoda; Insecta; Hemiptera; Pentatomidae
Source: the annotation of a GenBank genome assembly